AGCCUCAGCCUCGGUCCGGAGAGGACCCGGCGCCGAAUCACUAGCAGGCCAAGGUGUAGGGAAAAUGAUCCACAGUCUAUUUCUCAUAAACUGCUCCGGUGACAUAUUCUUAGAGAAGCAUUGGAAGAGUGUUGUGAGCCAGUCUGUCUGUGAUUAUUUCUUUGAAGCUCAGGAGAAAGCUGCUGAUGUUGAAAAUGUACCCCCUGUCAUUCCAACGCCUCACCACUACCUCAUCAGUAUCUACCGGGACAAGCUCUUCUUUGUGUCUGUCAUACAGACAGAAGUGCCACCUCUAUUUGUAAUUGAGUUCCUACAUCGAGUUGCUGACACAUUUCAGGACUACUUUGGUGAGUGUUCAGAGGCUGCAAUUAAGGAUAAUGUGGUCAUAGUAUAUGAGCUCUUGGAAGAAAUGUUAGAUAAUGGAUUUCCACUAGCUACUGAAUCCAACAUUUUGAAAGAACUGAUUAAACCACCAACAAUUCUACGCUCUGUCGUCAACUCUAUUACAGGCAGCAGUAAUGUUGGGGACACACUUCCCACUGGGCAGUUGUCCAACAUCCCAUGGCGCCGAGCAGGAGUAAAGUAUACAAACAAUGAAGCCUAUUUUGAUGUUGUUGAAGAAAUAGAUGCAAUUAUAGAUAAAUCAGGGUCUACAGUCUUUGCAGAAAUUCAGGGGGUCAUUGAUGCUUGUAUUAAAUUGUCCGGAAUGCCUGAUCUUUCCCUUUCUUUUAUGAACCCAAGACUUCUGGAUGAUGUCAGCUUCCACCCUUGCAUCCGUUUCAAACGCUGGGAAUCUGAAAGAGUUUUGUCAUUUAUCCCUCCAGAUGGAAAUUUCCGACUCAUAUCAUAUCGAGUCAGCUCACAAAAUCUAGUGGCAAUUCCAGUGUAUGUGAAACAUAACAUCAGCUUUAAGGAAAACAGUUCUUGUGGCCGAUUUGACAUUACAAUUGGACCAAAGCAGAACAUGGGAAAAACUAUUGAAGGAAUCACAGUAACUGUUCACAUGCCAAAAGUUGUACUGAACAUGAACCUGACACCAACACAAGGCAGCUAUACAUUUGAUCCAGUCACCAAGGUAUUAACAUGGGAUGUGGGGAAGAUUACUCCACAAAAGCUCCCAAGUCUUAAAGGACUGGUGAAUUUGCAGUCAGGAGCACCCAAGCCAGAAGAGAAUCCAAGCCUCAACAUACAGUUCAAGAUCCAGCAGCUUGCUAUUUCAGGCUUAAAAGUAAACCGCUUGGACAUGUAUGGGGAGAAAUAUAAGCCAUUUAAAGGAGUCAAAUAUGUCACGAAAGCUGGAAAGUUCCAAGUGAGGACAUGAGAAGAGGCCAAGAUUCAAGAUUAGUUUGUUUUCAAAAUGUCAUUACAAUAUACUACUACUAGGUACCAAGUGGGUGGGAAUACAUAUUCUAGUUGAAGCAUUUAUGUCAAGCCACACACUCCUAACAAGUAGCUUAGUAUUCAGUGUAGGGAUCUUAAGGAGCUUUAAGCUAAGUAAAUGUUUCUAAUGACUUAGCUUAUUUUGUAUAUUUUCAUUAAGGAAGAUUCUGGAGAUGAUUUUCUCCACAGGGUGUUAAUUGGCUGGAUGUUGCCCACUGUAACAGUAAUGGCUGACGCCUACAGUGAUAAUCUCCAAAGACAAGACCUCAGCUAGCAGGAGCUGUCUUAAACCUGUGAUGUAAUGUGUUGGGUGCAGCCAAUGUCAUACUUUGUGAUCUUGCCCAUCUCAAAUCAACAUCUGUCCCAACAGAGGAAGAUCCUCCUACCCCACCCUGAGAAGUUUACAGAAAACUGCCUCUUCAAGUGUUUGCCUUAUUCAGCUCUUCACUCGUGCCAUUAAGCAAGCACUGUAGCAAAAGCCAGUUCCACAUGGCCCUGGCAGGGAGCGCUGCUGCUCCAUGCUCCACUCACUGUACUUGGUAUUGUAUUUUUUUAUAAAUAAGUUUUUUAUGUAAAAGUCAAAUUUGAUUUACAGGGACCUUGCUGCAGUAAAUACCAUCUCAAUUUUGUGCCACUAGUUCAGUCAUUAGCGAGCACAGUAAAAAAUCAUUGGCUUAAAGGCAUGAAUGGUUUAUUUAGGUAAUAAAAGGGAACACUACUUCUGCUUUUAGGAAGUUAGUGCAAGCACAAGCAUAUGAGUUCUUAAGCAAAUUAGUGGAAGAACAUAAGCUGAAACCUGCUGCCAUCUUCCUUUUUUGUAAAGCUUAUUCAACAAGAUUUAAACCAUAGUUAGCCUAAUUGUCUCAUGCCCAACAUUAGCAAAAGGAGAGAAGUAUGCCUGUCUCACUGUCUUCAAAUUGGUUUUGAUAUUUCACCUUUUUGGUGGUUACCUUUUAAGAGCUUGAACUUAACUAUGUACCUUGUCUUUAGAGGGGAAUUUUUUUCACAUUGUGGUUCUCACAAUCUCAGUAGAUUACUAUUCAGAUUCUUCCCUGAAACCAUUGUAAUGGUU
Elephantulus edwardii (Cape elephant shrew) is the source of this 2452-nucleotide messenger RNA. RefSeq names its product adaptor-related protein complex 3, mu 1 subunit (gene AP3M1). The record is from RefSeq and is a predicted model, not a curated record. Gene Ontology annotation, biological process: endocytosis; intracellular protein transport. The transcript has 9 exons. The coding region runs from base 65 to 1321 and encodes 418 amino acids. Gene Ontology annotation, cellular component: cytoplasmic vesicle; clathrin adaptor complex. NCBI's taxonomy places the organism in Eukaryota, Metazoa, Chordata, Mammalia, Macroscelidea, Macroscelididae.